Molecule: messenger RNA, 765 nt
Organism: Effrenium voratum
Lineage: Eukaryota; Dinophyceae; Suessiales; Symbiodiniaceae
Source: the annotation of a GenBank genome assembly
GCACAUCCAGUUUUGCGAUUUUCCUCCGAGCCAUGGAGCUUUCUGUGCAAACCAUCAUUGCGCUGCAGACAGCGCUUCUGAUUUUCCUCCAGUUCGGGGACAAGGCAUUGCCUUCUCUUUUUGCUGCACGCAAGGCGUGCCAUGCCGGCAGUGGCGCCCUCAUGCUGCUGCUGGACUCCCGAGAUCCCUUGGCCAGGGGAUUCAUCUACCUGGUAGUUGCCUCAUCCCUGGCCAUGACCUGGCGCUUGGUCCCGAAAUGGGUGCCCAGCUUCCGCUUCGGGGAUGUCUACGACGUAGGAAUCUCGGUGUACCUCGUCAUCGUUGCUUUUUGGUUCUACAUGCAGCAGCCCGUGGGGGCUCUGGCCCCCCUCUUCUUCGCCGAUCCCGCCGGCGCCGUGGUGGGCAAGUUCUGCUCCAAGAGGGGCUGCAAUCGCGCCUGGUGGGAGAACAAGACUAUUAUGGGGACGCUAGCAGUCUUCCUGGUGGCCUAUGCUAGUCUGGAUGUGCCUGAUUUCGCCGGGCGUGUGUUGCUGGCGCUCGUAUGCGCGCUCGCAGAAGCCUUCGGAGGCAAGACCUUCGACAACGCCGUCAUCGCGGUCCCGGCGCUGAGCGGCUGGGCAGCCCUGGCCUGACUUGGAGCCCAUCUCGAGGUCUAUUACCAUGGAUGGGCCUGAGAGGAGGCUGCUGCUCCCCGUUAGCACAGCUCAGUCGCAGCCAAGAGGCUGGUGAUGGCAUCACCUGGUGUAUGUGGAGCGCAUGGGCCCG